AUGUUUGGUGAUUUCUUCAUGCUGCUGCUGCUGAGGACGGAUUUCCUUCCCCGUGGCUCUGGCAUUGUGACUCGUCGUCCUUUGGUUCUGCAGCUGAUGAACUCUCCCACAGAACAUGCUGAGUUCCUCCACUGUAAGGGCAAAAGGUUCACAGAUUUUGAUGAGGUCCGGCAGGAGAUUGAGGCUGAGACUGACCGCAUCACUGGGGCCAACAAGGGCAUCUCCCCUGUGCCCAUCAACCUGCGGGUGUACUCCCCUCAUGUGCUGAACCUGACCCUGGUGGAUCUGCCAGGGAUGACCAAGGUGCCGGUGGGCGACCAACCUGCUGACAUCGAGGCCCAGAUCAGAGAAAUGCUGAUGCAGUUUGUCACCAAGGAGAACUGCCUGAUGCUGGCCGUCUCCCCGGCCAACUCUGAUCUGGCCAACUCUGACGCUUUAAAGAUUGCCAAAGAGGUCGACCCUCAGGGUAUGAGGACCAUUGGUGUGAUCACCAAGCUGGACCUGAUGGACGAGGGGACAGAUGCUAAGGACAUCCUGGAGAAUAAGCUGCUUCCACUCAGGAGGGGUUACAUCGGUGUGGUGAACAGGAGCCAGAAGGACAUAGAUGGCAGGAAGGACAUCAACGCUGCAAUGGCCGCUGAGAGGAAGUUCUUCCUCUCCCACCCUGCAUAUAGACACCUGGCCGACCGUAUGGGCACUCCUUACCUCCAGAAAAUCCUCAAUCAGCAACUGACCAACCACAUCCGGGACACCCUGCCGGCUCUGCGGGCCAAGCUGCAGAGUCAGCUUCUCUCCAUAGAGAAGGAGGUGGAGGAGUACAAGAACUUCAGACCUGACGAUCCAUCUCGCAAGACCAAGGCUCUGCUCCAGAUGGUGCAGCAGUUCUCCGUGGACUUUGAGAAGUGUAUAGAGGGCUCUGGGGACCAGAUUGACACAGCUGAGCUAUCAGGUGGUGCCAGGAUCAAUCGCAUCUUCCAUGAGCGCUUCCCCUUUGAACUGGUCAAGAUGGAGUUUGACGAGAAAGAGCUCCGCAAAGAGAUCAGCUACGCCAUCAAGAACAUUCACGGAAUCAGAACUGGCCUCUUCACCCCGGACAUGGCCUUUGAGACCAUUGUGAAAAGGCAGAUUGGGAAGAUUAAAGAGCCUUGCACCAAAUGUGUGGACAUGGUCAUUUCUGAGCUAGUCAAUACGGUUAGGCAGUGUACCAAGAAGCUGGCUCAGUAUCCCCUGUUAAGAGAGGAGAUGGAGAGAAUUGUCACCCAGCACAUCAGGGACAGAGAAAACCGCACUAAGGGACAGGUGUUGCUGUUGAUAGACAUUGAGUUGUCCUACAUGAACACCAACCACGAGGACUUCAUUGGAUUUGCCAACGCUCAGCAGAGGAUCAACCAAAUCAACAAGAAGAAGGCAGCUGGCAACCAGGAUGAGAUCAUGCCGGAGAGAGGAGUUAACGAUCGGUUUAAGGUGAUCAGGAAGGGCUGGUUGACCAUCAACAACAUCAGCAUCAUGAAGGGAGGAGCCAAGGAGUACUGGUUUGUCCUCACCGCCGAGUCCCUGUCCUGGUAUAAAGAUGAUGAGGAGAAGGAGAAGAAGUACAUGCUGCAGGUGGACAACCUGAAGCUGCGGGAUGUGGAGAAGGGCUUCAUGUCCAGCAAGCACAUCUUUGCCCUCUUCAACACUGAACAGAGGAACGUGUACAAGGACUACCGUCAGCUGGAGCUGGCCUGUGAAAGUCAGGAGGAUAUUGAUGCUUGGAAGGCCUCCUUCCUCAGAGCUGGAGUUUAUCCUGAACGCGUCACGGACAAGGAAGGAAAGAGUGACGGCGAUGAAAAUGGCUCGGACAACUUAAUGCACAGCAUGGACCCUCAGCUGGAGCGGCAGGUGGAGACCAUUCGUAACCUGGUUGACUCCUACAUGGCCAUCGUCAACAAGACCGUCCGCGACUUGAUGCCGAAGACCAUCAUGCACCUCAUGAUUAACAAUACUAAGGAGUUCAUCAAUGCAGAGCUGCUGGCUCAGCUGUACUCGUGUGGUGACCAGAACACACUGAUGGAGGAGUCUCAGGAGCAGGCCCAGCACCGCGACGAGAUGCUGCGCAUGUACCAUGCCCUGCGGGAGGCCCUCAGCAUCAUCGGUGACAUCAGCACAACCACCAUAACCACCAGCAUGCCGCCACCCGUGGAUGACUCCUGGCUGCAGGUGCAGCGGAGUGGUUCCGGAGGAAGGUCUCCAGCUACCAGUCCAACUCCAAACCGCAGGGCUCCACCGGGACCUCCGAACCGCCCAGGCUCUCGCGGGCCUCCACCUGGGCCUCCUCCUGCUGGGGGACCCCCUGUCCCGUCUCGCCCGGGGUCCUCCCCAGACCCUUACAGCGGGCCUCCGCCCACUGUUCCCUCCCGGCCUAAUCGCGCACCCCCAAGUGUGCCCAGUCGGAGACCCCCACCUUCUCCAACCCACUAGACCUCUGAGCUCCUCCCUCCCUCCUCCGUCCUGUCCAGUCCCACCUCUGGAUGAGAGACCUUGGACAACAGUGCCACCUUCCUGUCGUUUUCCGCCACACCCGACCUGAGCCGGCUCCCUUCUCCUGCUCCCUCACAACAAGCCACGUCUCUCUUUCUCUCCCAACAACUCCCCCUCCUCCUCCUCCUGCACACACACACACACACACACACACACACACACACACACACACACACACACACACACACACACACACACACAAACCCCUCUGUUUCACACAGAGAUGCAGAAUACUUGAAAUACACCUGCAUGACUGACAUACAAACAUGCUGCACCCUCGGAAUUUAAAUAAACUAUGUAGAUAAUAUUGAGUGUAUGCGCACAUGUGCAUGCACACCUGCUUACAUAAAUACACACACACACAUAUAUAUAUAUAUAUAUGUACAAGCAAAUACGUACAGAAUAUUUGUUCCUGCUGGUAAACCUAAGGUGGCAGACAUUUGCAAAUUUAGCAUGACACUUUGCCUGAGUAUUACUUUAUACUCCAGCCUUUCUAAUGGGUAUUCUGGCUGCUGACUGAUUUUUUCCUGUGUUAACAUUUGUUUUAUCUUUAAAAAUCUUUUUAGCUUAAUUUCUAUUUUAAAUAAAGGAAUACUUCA
Molecule: messenger RNA, 3119 nt
Organism: Dicentrarchus labrax (European seabass)
Lineage: Eukaryota; Metazoa; Chordata; Actinopteri; Moronidae
Gene: dnm1a
Product: dynamin 1a
Exons: 23
Coding region: 1-2460 (819 amino acids)
Cellular component (GO): microtubule; membrane; cytoplasm
Molecular function (GO): microtubule binding; GTP binding; GTPase activity
Source: RefSeq, a predicted model, not a curated record